Molecule: messenger RNA, 1305 nt
Organism: Symbiodinium sp. CCMP2592
Lineage: Eukaryota; Dinophyceae; Suessiales; Symbiodiniaceae
Source: the annotation of a GenBank genome assembly
AUGCCAAAGCGCAGACAGGCUGUGCUCCGUCCUCGGAGUGCGAGGCGGGUAGAGGUUGCCUGUUCUCGCUCACGAUCACGCAGUCCUGCAAGCGAGUGCAGAGCUAGCCGGUCGGCAGAGCGCUAUCAGCCAAGAAGUGAGAGGAGUAGCAGCGACGGUGCCCGACAUGAGCUGGAGCCGGAGAGAGAGGAAGAGGAGGAUCCUGAGGAGUACCACGCGGAAUCAGAGGAGGCGGAGGAGGAGCGGAGAGCUUCGAGUGGCAAGCGAAAAAGGCGUAGGCAGCGAUCCCCGGGAGGAGACGCAGAGCCGGAGAAGCGCAGAAAGGUGCGGAAGGUUCGCCGGCACAAGUCACAGAGGGACGAGCAGGUCGCAUCGUGCAGCGGGUCUGAGAGGGAGCUCGACACGCCUCAAGAACAAGCCUUCUCCAGGCGGAACAGCAAGGAGCCGAUCGAUGAGGCGGAUGCAGCUCUGCUGCGUGAGCUCAUCCGGGGUGUGUACGAGCGCUGCAACCCAUCGAAAAUGCUGAAGCUUCCGUCCAUCUUCAAGAAGUACUCUGGGCUUGAGGCGGAGGUCUAUUGGAAAGCUUGUCGGAAGUACAACGAGGCGCCGGAGAUAGAUCUGAGCCGCUUCGGAAUCAUGGAGGAGUCGUCAGAGCUGCCGCAGGCUGCAACUUCUCGAGGCUACGCCAAGAAGGCGAGUGCCCCGCCGCCACGGAAUGGGUCUGACAAGAAAUCGAGGAGGCAACACGCAGCCCGACCCAUCGAAGGACCAAAGCCAGGGAGUGGUGGGGCUUGGCCUUUCGAGGAGGACUACGAAGGAAACUCGUCUGGGUCAUCUGAUGAUCGGGAUGCACACAGCAGGCCGCCUGGCCUUUGGCAGUGUGCCCCACCGCCCUGGGGAGUGCCAGCCUGGUCUGGAUAUGCUCCGCCGCUGGCGAGCCCCGGUGCAUGGCUGCCGCCGUCAGGCAGCCCCGGCGCCUGGGUCCCUCCCCCUGCAGCAAAGGUUGCGGCGACUCCUCCGGAGGCUGAGUCCUUGGAUCCGGAUCUCAAGGACCUUCUUUACGGCUCCCGCACCAAGUCUGAUCCCUCUUCGGGGCCACCACCGGGACCCCCACCGGGCCCUCCGCCAGGGCCGCCACCAGGGCCCCCCAUGUCCAUGGCGCCUCCCCUCGCGCCACCCCCGGCAUCACCCUUCGAAAGUCGCAUGCUGCGAGCUGAGAUCAAGUUGUACUGUACCGACAGCUUCGGAACUGUUGCAGCCGUUGGUCCGCACCGCACCGUCACCUGCGUAGACAAGGGAGAAUAA